CGGACGAGGUUCCGUGACUCAGGGAGAGAGAGAGGAGUCAGGGAAGUUGCGCCCAGGUGUGGUGGGGUGGGGUUUUUAAGCUGCAGCGGUUCUGGGUUUAGGUCCAGGUGGGCCUUUUUCGUGGCAGGUCGUGCUGUCGCUCGGUGAUUGGUUGACCUCCGAUUCGUUGUGGCAACUUUUCGUUGGGUUGCACUGGCAAGAUGGCUGUCCCCUCUACUGUGGUUCCAAGGACAUCCUAACAAUUACUACGUAGCUUUUUGUUUUUGUUUUUGUUUUUAAGGGUAGGGACAGUCUGAUGAAUUUUUUUGCCUGCAGCAGAAGCCAAAAAUAUGGGAAGGCCUAGACUUCGUGGGAUUUGCUUGCAGAGGUGGAGCCCCCAAAGGACUAGGAGAAGAAGGAAGUUAAAAGGUGUUAAAUACUGAGGCCAGCUUGCCCUGGUCAGCCUAGAGAUCUGGCUUCCUAGUCAACAUGAAGGCUCUCCUUUUUCUGGGGCUUCUCCUCCUGUCCGUCACCGUCCAGGGCAAGAUCUUUCAAAGAUGUGAGCUGGCCAAAACUCUGAAAAGACUUGGGAUGGAUGGCUUUAAAGGUGUCAGCCUGGCGACCUGGGUGUGUGUGGCCAAAUGGGAAAGUGAUUAUAACACAAGGGCUACAAACUACAAUCCUGGAAGCCGAAGCACUGAUUAUGGGAUAUUUCAGAUUAAUAGCCGUUACUGGUGUAAUGAUGGCAAAACCCCCCAUGCAGAAAAUGCCUGUCAUGUAUCCUGCAGCGAGUUGCUGCAAGAUAACAUCAGUCAAGCUGUAAAAUGUGCAAAGAGGGUUGUCAGUGAUCCACAAGGCAUUAAAGCAUGGGUGGCGUGGAAAAAACACUGUCAAAACAAAGAUGUCUCUCAGUAUGUUCGGAACUGUGGAGUGUAACUGUUGGAGUUUUCCUUCUUCAGCUCAUUCUAGGUCUUUUUCCUUUAAGGGAGUAGUGAUUGAGUGAAAGGUCACACUACUAUUCUUUCAAACAAUAACAUUUUUACAGAUGCAGGAGCAAAAUAUGGUCUUUAUUCUAAAAGGCUUGUUUACAAAUGUGUUUAUUAUUUGAUAGUCAUCCUGUAACAUUUUUCAGUUUGCUAAUAGAAAUAAUGCUGGUGAAAGCUUAUCUAAAAUCUUGCCUAUCAAAUACAUCCCCAGUACAUUCAGUUCUUAAAGAAAUAACCCAGACUUAAUCUUUAUUACUCCCCAGUAGUUUAUAAAAAUGUAACAGAAGAUUGUCUUACAACAAAUUGAUCAUAGGCAAAAUUCUAGCUUCAUAGGCAUCUGAUGCCUUCAUCUGUUCAGGCAUCUCCAAAAACAGUAAAAACAAAAACAAAAUACACACACACACACAUGCACACACAGAAAAAUAACAAAAACAAACCAAACCAAAACACUCUGUUGGACAAUAUCAAGUAAAAAUGCUAAAUGACAAAAAUGAAAACAGCCUGAAUUAAGGAUUUUGCUUUUCUAAAGUGUGACCUUGGUUUAAAUGUUUUCUCAGAAAUGUUGCUUUCAUACUCCUUUAAAAAUAAAUUAACAAUUUAUGUGUCAAUCUAUUUUAGCCCUUUGAAGAAUUCUUCUGUGUACUUUUCUGAUUAUGAAGGAAUAUAAAGGACUAGAUGAGUUGUUGCUGUUCUUUAAUUUUAUUAACUUAGAUUCAUGCAGAAUGAAUAAAUCCUGAAAUAAUUGCUGAUUAACCACAAAUGUGAAAUUAUGCAUGCUGUAAAAAAAAUACAAACAUUAUCAUUAAA
Molecule: messenger RNA, 1772 nt
Organism: Felis catus (domestic cat)
Lineage: Eukaryota; Metazoa; Chordata; Mammalia; Carnivora; Felidae
Gene: LYZ
Product: lysozyme
Exons: 5
Coding region: 469-915 (148 amino acids)
Biological process (GO): defense response to Gram-positive bacterium; defense response to Gram-negative bacterium
Molecular function (GO): lysozyme activity
Source: RefSeq, a predicted model, not a curated record